UGCGUCUGGGUCCAAGCAAACAUGAGGCAGCUGCCAGCCGGACCAAGCAGUCUGGCUUUUUUGGGCUGCAAAGCGGGAAGAUUAGUGACAGUCUCUUUCAGCAGCCGAGAUGCAGAGGACCAAGGAAGCAAUGAAGGCAUCCGAUGGCAGCCUCCUGGGAGACCCUGGGCGCAUACCGCUGAGCAAAAGGGAAGGCAUCAAGUGGCAAAGGCCACGGUUCACCCGCCAGGCCCUGAUGCGUUGCUGCUUAAUCAAGUGGAUCCUGUCCAGUGCUGCCCCACAAGGCUCAGACAGCAGUGACAGUGAACUGGAGUUGUCCACGGUGCGCCAUCAGCCAGAGGGCUUGGACCAACUACAGGCCCAAACCAAGUUCACCAAGAAGGAGCUGCAGUCCCUUUACCGAGGCUUCAAGAACGAGUGUCCCACGGGCCUGGUGGAUGAAGACACCUUCAAACUCAUUUAUUCCCAGUUCUUCCCCCAAGGAGAUGCUACCACCUAUGCACACUUCCUCUUCAACGCCUUCGAUGCUGACGGGAACGGGGCCAUCCACUUUGAGGACUUUGUGGUUGGGCUCUCCAUCCUGCUUCGAGGGACGGUCCAUGAGAAGCUCAAGUGGGCCUUCAAUCUCUAUGACAUUAACAAGGAUGGUUACAUCACCAAAGAGGAGAUGCUGGCCAUCAUGAAGUCCAUCUAUGACAUGAUGGGCCGCCACACCUACCCUAUCCUGCGAGAGGACGCACCCCUGGAGCAUGUGGAGAGGUUCUUUCAGAAAAUGGACAGGAACCAGGAUGGAGUGGUGACUAUUGAUGAGUUUUUGGAGACUUGUCAGAAGGACGAGAACAUCAUGAGCUCCAUGCAGCUGUUUGAGAACGUCAUCUAGGACAUGUGGGAGGGGACCCUGGAUGGCCAUUGCUUCUCAACCCAGAGAAGCUUCAAUCCUGACAGGAGAAGCCUCUAUAAGAAACAUUUUUUCUAAUAUAUUUGCAAAAAGUGAGCAGUUUACUUCCAAGACACAGACACAGUCACACACACACACACACACACACACACACACACACACAGUUCCUCUGGCUUGGCAAAGGAAGUGGCAGCCAGGAGGCACCCCCAGCUAUUCCCAGGUCAAUAGAUAAAGGCUGCCUCUGGGAUGGCCAGCCCUGGCUGGAUGUUACCCACAAGGAGCUUAGAGCCCAAGAGGGCCAGGUCUACAAAGCUAAGGUCCCUGUGUUUUUUCUACCACUUGGGAGAUCAAACUACUCCCUGCUCAUGGACCCACGCUCCUAGAAAGCUCCCAGAAACUCCAUAGAGGCCUAGAGGGGAGGGGCCAAGAGUAGGGAGAAAUGGUGUUGGAAGCGGAGCUUACAGCUUUAUGCUAAGGCUCAUCUGAGGCCCUGGAACCCCAGUGCCAGGCUACCUAUUGUGGGGUGAACUUAGAUAGUGAGGGACCACUGGGCUAUGUCCUCCUUUAAGAGUAGGUCAGGACUGAGGUUUAUAGAGAAACUGAGGAAACAGCUUGUCCAUACCACUGGGUGAAGACUACUGGCUAAUGGGAACGUGACUGGUAGAGAUCUCCCGACUUCCAGCACCAGGCUGGCCUCCUCAAGGUCCUCUUUGGUUCUCUGGGGAGAUCACCUGGCUCAGGGACUGACAACCAGGGAGCUGGACUGUGAUGGGAGAGGUCUGGUAGGGGGCAUCCCCCUCUUUUUCCCUGGCCACUUGCCGCCCAGUUCCUUAACACAGCCGAUCAGCCACACCUCUGUGGCUGCCCUUGAACAGGCUCAUCCCAACCAAUACAAAAAGCACAAAAACAUCCUAGCAGCUCAGGCCACGCCCACAAGGGGAGGCAGGGGACCCUGGGUGGGAGAGGCCUGGGUUCCUGUAGCCCUGAUUCAGUGGCCAAGAAAGAUGCUCAGAAAUCCAUCCUGUACCUCAGAGCCUUGCGGUCUCACAGACCUUUCCCAGCCCAGCUCACCAACAUUCUAAAGCACAAACCUGCAGACUCUGGUUGCCUGGGCUGCACCCUGGGUAUCGGAGUCCAUGUUAGCCCUAAGCUGGAGCUAGCCCUGAGGACUGGGGACCUGUGACCAGGCAACAGGUCAACAGACCUUCAGGAGAAGAGAGAGCUGUUCCUGCCUCCCAAGGCCUCCCCCAGAAGGGACAGUGUCCCAGGCAGCAUGUUCCCUGGAGGAACAUUCCCACAAAAGUACAUUCCAUCACCUGUGGCCCGCUGUCUGCUCAGGCCCGCCUCUGAGAGUCCACUAGUGUUCCCCAGAAGGCCAACCCCAGGAUAAGAGAGGUCCUUAGAGGAAGGUCAGGGUGACAGCACCCUAUACACAGGUGGACCCCCUCUCAGGGCUGCACUAACCCCAUCUCCAUCCUAACUAGGGCCCUCCUUUACCCCAUCUACAGACCAUCAGCUCUCCCUGGCUCAGGGACCUCCCCUACCCCAGCCUGGCUCUUCUCAUUGAGGUCCCUGUCUUGUGAGAAGCCAAGGCCACGGAGAAGGCUACCACUCUAACCUGCUGCACCCCUUAGCCUCUGGCUGCACGCCGAACCUGGAGGGGUCUGUCCCCUUUGCAGGGACACAGACUGGCCGCAUGUCUGCAUGGCAGAAGCGUCUCCCUUGGGUGCAGCCUGGAAGGGUGGUUCCUAUUUCAGCGCCCACCAAUAUUCAGUCCUAUAUAUUUUAAUAAAAGAAACUUGACAAAGGA
This is a messenger RNA of Arvicanthis niloticus (Nile rat), 2708 nucleotides long. RefSeq names its product potassium voltage-gated channel interacting protein 3 (gene Kcnip3). NCBI's taxonomy places the organism in Eukaryota, Metazoa, Chordata, Mammalia, Rodentia, Muridae. Gene Ontology annotation, molecular function: DNA-binding transcription repressor activity, RNA polymerase II-specific; RNA polymerase II cis-regulatory region sequence-specific DNA binding; calcium ion binding. Gene Ontology annotation, cellular component: nucleus; voltage-gated potassium channel complex. The record is from RefSeq and is a predicted model, not a curated record. Gene Ontology annotation, biological process: negative regulation of transcription by RNA polymerase II; regulation of potassium ion transmembrane transport.